CUGCAUGAUUUUGUAUGGCUCAAAUUGCACCGCACAGAAAUUGCAUAUGGUUUGCACAGGAAUGGAAUUACCAUUGUUACUAAACCCAGGACCCUGCAUUCACUAUAUCUGGUCUCCCCGGACCCUGCAUUCACUAUAUCCGGUCUCCCCGGACCCUGCAUUCACUAUAUCCGGUCUCCCAGGCCCCUGCAUUACUAUAUCCGGUCUCCCAGGCCCCUGCAUUCACUAUAUCCGGUCUCCCAGGCCCCUG
Molecule: messenger RNA, 250 nt
Organism: Staurois parvus
Lineage: Eukaryota; Metazoa; Chordata; Amphibia; Anura; Ranidae
Source: the annotation of a GenBank genome assembly